Molecule: messenger RNA, 459 nt
Organism: Capra hircus (goat)
Lineage: Eukaryota; Metazoa; Chordata; Mammalia; Artiodactyla; Bovidae
Product: metallothionein-1B
Exons: 3
Coding region: 133-318 (61 amino acids)
Molecular function (GO): metal ion binding
Source: RefSeq, a predicted model, not a curated record
CCUGUGCGCCCGGGCCGUCUCCUCCGGUUACAAACCCAGCGAGCGGGCUCCUCGACUCGACACGCCUCUCACCGCAUCGGGUGUCUCUUCUUUGCCGCGUGCUUUUGCCCUCUGGUCUCAGCUCGGCUCCAAAUGGACCCCAACUGCUCCUGCCCCACUAGCGGCUCCUGCAGCUGCGCUGGCUCCUGCACCUGCAAGGCCUGCAGAUGCCCCUCCUGCAAGAAGAGCUGCUGCUCCUGCUGCCCCAUGGGCUGUGCCAAGUGUGCCCAGGGCUGCAUCUGCAAAGGGGCCUCGGACAAGUGCAGCUGCUGUGCCUGAUGUCGCGGAGACCGUGCCCCAGGUGUCCACAGAGCAACCAGGACAAACUUGCAUUUGACAAUUGUUUCUCACUACCUUAAUGCGAUACAACAUUCCUUUUUCUAUAAAAUAUGUGAAUUGUAAUAAAUCUUGUUGACUCUA